CGGUAGAGGAAAGAGAGAGAAGAGGAGGGAGGGUGUGCGAGGCGGAGAGAUAGAGGGGAUGUAAAAUAGGCAGCUUCAGUGACAGCGUAGACAAAGGUAGCUUCAGAGUGCAUGUGCACCCUCUUUUUCAUUCACACACACACUCUCUCCCCUUCUCUCUUACACACACAUCCUCUCUCUCUUUCUCACUCACUCACUCACAGGGAAACACACACCCUGGAGCAGAAGCGGCAGAGCUGUGGUUGUGAGGCAGAAUGAGAAGUGAUAUCUGUAUUUCCACACAUACAGCUGGCUGAUGGACUAACUUCAUUACAACACACACACACACACCUGCUGUAUACACACUCACUAGCAUACCUUGUUUAUAGGCGGUCAGACACACACACACACAUACACACAUUCACUCGCAAGCUCACACAGUCAGUCUGUGGCCAGAAGUCAACAUGGGUCUUGUGAUGGGAACCUUCUCCAUGCAAACCAAGCAGGUGAACUACCACAAAGAUAAAGCUGACGAUGACCUGGAGAUGACGAUGGUGUGCCAUCGACCAGAGGGCCUGGAUCAGCUAGAAGCUCAAACCAACUUCAGCAAAAGAGAGCUCCAAGUUCUCUACAGGGGCUUCAAGAAUGAGUGUCCGAGUGGUGUAGUAAACGAAGACACCUUCAAGCAGAUAUACUCCCAGUUCUUCCCACAUGGAGGUAGAGUGAGAGCCUGCACUUUAUUUGUGUCUUUACCUGUUUUUGUCUCUGUGUCAAUUCAAACUUUGUCUUAUCCUCUUGCAGACGCCAGCACCUACGCACAUUACCUGUUCAACGCGUUUGACUCAGCAAAUACCGGCUCCAUCAAGUUUGAGGACUUUGUCACAGCUCUGUCCAUCCUGCUGAGGGGCUCCGUCACAGAGAAGCUGCAGUGGACGUUUAACCUCUACGACAUCAACAGAGAUGGAUACAUUAACAAAGAGGAGAUGACAGACAUCGUCAGAGCAAUAUAUGACAUGAUGGGGAAGUACACUUACCCCGUCUUGAAACAUGAUGCACCCAAACAGCAUGUGGAUGCCUUCUUUCAGAAAAUGGACAAAAACAGGGACGGUGUGGUCACUCUGGAUGAAUUCAUUCUUUCUUGUCAAGAGGAUGAAAACAUCAUGAGGUCUCUGCAACUCUUUGAAAACGUCAUCUAGACGACAAAGAAGAGGGCGACGGUGCGAUAUAUGAAAAGCACAGAGCCAGAGAGAAGAGACAAACAAAGAGGAAGAAGGAGAGAUGCCCAUGCACGAGAAAUGGGAACAGCGUAGCUUGCAAUUGAAAUG
Messenger RNA from Paralichthys olivaceus (Japanese flounder), 1304 nucleotides. RefSeq names its product A-type potassium channel modulatory protein KCNIP1. Gene Ontology annotation, molecular function: calcium ion binding; transmembrane transporter binding; potassium channel regulator activity. NCBI's taxonomy places the organism in Eukaryota, Metazoa, Chordata, Actinopteri, Pleuronectiformes, Paralichthyidae. Gene Ontology annotation, biological process: regulation of potassium ion transmembrane transport. Gene Ontology annotation, cellular component: voltage-gated potassium channel complex. The record is from RefSeq and is a predicted model, not a curated record.